AUGGCUACCAAAGAGCCCUCAUCUUCUGAUGAAGCGCGGACCAUCACAGAGUCAGAGAAGGUCGACGUGAAGUGGUAUCGUUCAUCAUUCUACAAUGCGACGAUUCUGGGCAUGUGCAGCUUUGCUGCGCCGGGGCUAUGGGGUGCUAUGAACUCCCUCGGUGCCGGCGGCGCCCAAGAGCCAUAUCUAGUCAACACAGGGAACGCCCUCACGUUUUGUCUCAUGAUCGUGUCCUGUUGGCUCACCUCCUCGAUCGUAAAGUACAUCGGAAUUAAAGGCGCUCUGGUCAUCGGGACCAUCGGCUUUGCCCCGUACAGCGCGGGCCUGUACCUCAACAACCGAUACGGCGUCGAGUGGCUCGUUAUCCUUGGAGCAGCUUUCUGUGGCGUCUCGGCUGGAAUAUUCUGGGCUUCCGAGGCUGCUAUUGCCAUUGCGUAUCCAGAGCCACGAAACAGAGGGCGCAUGGUCGCGUAUUGGUUGACGUGGACCAGAGUUGGCCAGAUUCUGGGCGGCGCGAUCAACCUUGGGCUGAACGCUGACCGCAGUGGAGCCGGUAAAGUCUCAUACAAGGUUUACCUUAUCUUCAUUGCACUUCAGGCCUGCGGACCGUUUGUGGCGCUGCUGUUGAAUAACCCGUCUAAGGUCCAGAGAAGCGACGGAAAGCCGGUUGACCUGAAGAUCUUCGACCACCCUUGGGAAGAGAUCAAGGCCACCACACGAACAUUCCUCAACCCGAAAUUUCUCCUUCUUGUCCUUUGGAUAGGACAAGGAGUGUAUUCGGAGUCCAUCUUCUUCACUUACAUCGCCCUUUGGUUUUCGGUACGGGCCAGAGCCCUUGGAUCGCUGUUGUCCGGCGUCGUUGCAGUCAUCUCUGGCAACCUCCUUGGAUUGUGGCUGGACCAAAACCAAAUCGCGUUGAAGAAGCGAGCCCGCUGGGCUUUUGCUGUUAUCAUGGUAACGCAAGGCGCGUGGUGGAUCUGGCUGACCAUCAAUGUGACGGAAUACCGCGUCACGCAGCCGACGUUCGAUUGGAGCGAUCCUGGAUUUGGAAGAGGCUUCGGUGUCUUUAUCUUCCUUGUUUCGGGCUUUCAGCUGAACUACAACUUUGCCUUCUUCAUUAUUGGCCAGAUCUCUGAAAGCCCACAGGAGACCAUCCGGCUCUCGGCGCUCCUUCGUGGCACGGAAUCAGCAUGGCAAGCCCUCAGUUACGGCCUUAAUGCACUUCCAAUUUUUGCUGUGGCUGGUGGGCCUUACAUCAACUUCGGACUAUGGGGCGCAUCGAUCCUUCCUGCAUUGGUGGUUAUCAAACAUCUUGGUGCUACCAAGGGAAGGGAGGAUUCAGAGACUGGUUCCCAGACGGAAGCGGCGCAUGUUGGCAAAGACUGA
Colletotrichum karsti is the source of this 1386-nucleotide messenger RNA. RefSeq names its product cytochrome c oxidase subunit 1. The coding region runs from base 1 to 1386 and encodes 461 amino acids. The transcript has 3 exons. The record is from RefSeq and is a predicted model, not a curated record. NCBI's taxonomy places the organism in Eukaryota, Fungi, Ascomycota, Sordariomycetes, Glomerellales, Glomerellaceae.